AUGACGGAAAGCGAGUGGGUGACGAGCAAUACGCAAUGGCCGGUGAACAUCUUUAUGAAGAUCAACGGCACAGCAGUAUUUGCUCGUCGCCAGUCACACAACGGCAAGGAUCUCCCCGUUAACAUCACGCAAUUGAUCCUGCUUGGUGCUAACAAGGUCGAGGUGGCUAUUCCUGAACAGUCGUCGAAGUCGUCUACGUCACCAACUUACUUCUUUGGCAUCGAGACCGUCGAGACGGCACAUUGCAACCGCUCGGUCGACUAUAUCAUGAAAAAUGGGGUUCAGCAUGCCAGUGUUACAGUCGACAAAAUUAAGUCUCGUCUUCGGUCGACGUCGGACGACGACGAUGGGUUCACCAUCCUGCAAAACAGCGUCUCCGUGGACCUAGCCGACCCUUACAGCGCCCGCAUUUUCAAGAUUCCUGUUCGAGGCGCCCAGUGUCAGCACAUUGAGUGCUUCGACCUGCACAACUGGCUUAAUACGCGGCCUGUAUGUACAUCGUAUCCGAUGAACCCGUUUUGUCAGCACGCCUAUGACUGCACAUGCCCGAAACCCCAGGAGCCGACAAUGCCGGACAAAUGGCGGUGCCCCAUUUGUUCAAACGAUGCCCGUCCUACCAAUCUGCGAAUUGACCGCUUUCUCGUCGAUGUUCGUGCUAAGCUCAAGGAACUCGGAACACUCGACAGAGUCAAGUCGAUUCGUGUCAUGGGCGAUGGAACGUGGACAGCAAUUGGCGGCAACGAGGAGGAUGACGAUGACGGGGGCGACAGCGAUGACGAAAAGGUCGGCUUAGCUAGCGGCAGCAACCCCAACAGCGGAACGAUUGCCACCGGCACGACGAACGACAGCACGACUACCAACGACACGGCUAACAGCAGCACGGCUACCAGCAGCACGGCUACCAGCAGCACGGCUACCAGCAGCACGGCUACUACCAAUGCUGCAAAGAGGAAACCGAAUACGCAGCAGCAAAACGGGCAACCGCCGCGGAAGGUUGCACGAACCGAUGCAGAAUCGAAUGCGGCAGUAUCCGCGAAACGGGCCGUGCCGACGUCGCGUCCAAUUGAAAUCAUUGAAAUCGACGAUUGA
This is a messenger RNA of Sporothrix brasiliensis 5110, 1089 nucleotides long. RefSeq lists its product as uncharacterized. The transcript has a single exon. The record is from RefSeq and is a predicted model, not a curated record. The coding region runs from base 1 to 1089 and encodes 362 amino acids. Gene Ontology annotation, biological process: protein sumoylation. Lineage: Eukaryota; Fungi; Ascomycota; Sordariomycetes; Ophiostomatales; Ophiostomataceae. Gene Ontology annotation, molecular function: SUMO ligase activity.